UUGCUUUACUUCAAGCUGCAGUCCCGGAUCCCAGACCAAGGAUGGCAAACCUUGUUGAACUUUACAAAGUUAGGGCGAGCUAAGGUAAAUCAUUUUAUCUUUUUAAAUCAUUUUCUAUUGCCAGUUAGUGUGUUUGAUUAAAUUGGUGAGUGGGGAAAAUCUGCCACCCCUGUAUUUAAAUUCUGGUCAACUUUAUCCGUUUCUUUUGGAGGUCAAAAUUUAUUUAAUUAUGAUAUAAUAAAACAUUAUACCGAUACAAAGUACAAAGAUAAAUAGAAAAAUAACAAACAGAAAUAUUGUUUUUCCUCUUUCUUUUUUUAUUGCUAAACUUUGUCAAGGGCAUGGCUAGAGGGGUUCCUGAGGUGCCCCUGACCCCCCACCCCCAUUUAACCAUACCUCAUCUUACUAAAAUCAUUUUCACUGAUGAGCAGUGUGACUAAAAUAGAGUAGUUUAUAUUAGAACUCAAACUGUAACUUGAUCUCAGUAUUUUUAUUUCACAAGACAUGUCUUUCCUUACCUAAACAUUUAUUUGUGCUCUUAUCAUUAUUGAUGGAUUCCACAUUAUAUUAUAAUCAUUCUAUUACCAUUUUACAUUUUAAUGGGUUCAUUGAUCUGUAAUGCCAGGGAUGGAAACUUAAUUUUGACAGCACUGGCCAUCGAGUGCCUUUAAUAAAUGCAACAAAAAGCCUAAGAUUUUUACUUGCCCAAGUAGUUUUGACACUUGCCUGGGCAAGUGGGCAAGUGCUAAUUUCCAACCCUGUAAUGCCUUCUUUUAUUGAUGCAUUAAGAUAUUGUUAUGUCUGCAUUUGUUUAGCUAGACGAAAUCUGACAUUCCACUUCUUCUGAACAAGAAUCACAUAAAGGCUGUGCGCAUGAUGAUCCACUUGUUCAUUAUCUAG
Molecule: messenger RNA, 900 nt
Organism: Pocillopora meandrina
Lineage: Eukaryota; Metazoa; Cnidaria; Anthozoa; Scleractinia; Pocilloporidae
Source: the annotation of a GenBank genome assembly